AAAUAAUAGUUUAAUCUCUGAUAUAACAUAAAAAUAACAAAUAAUACUUCAAUUCUGGUCAAAUUGAAAUUUCUAAUACAAAACUGUGAAGGAAGAACCGGAAUACAAAUUAUUUUCAUUAUUCACUGACAGCAACUGAACACCUCAAACUCACGCAUAGAAAACAAUGUCAUUUCGUGUUGUACGAAGUUCGAAAUUCCGCCACGUCUAUGGCCAAGCACUGAAACGUGAACAAUGCUACGAUAAUAUACGCGUUUCAAAAAGUAGUUGGGACUCAACAUUUUGUGCGGUAAAUCCAAAAUUUUUAGCCAUCAUUGUCGAAUCAGCAGGAGGCGGAGCAUUUAUUGUCCUUCCUCAUAAUAAAGUUGGUCGUAUAGCAGCAGAUCAUCCACUUGUCGGAGGACAUAAAGGUCCUGUAUUAGAUAUUGCUUGGUGUCCGCAUAACGACAAUGUAAUUGCUUCAGGAUCAGAAGAUUGUGUUGUAAAAGUUUGGCAAAUACCAGAUGGUGGCUUAUCGCGCACAUUAACAGAACCCGUCGUCGACUUAGUAUUUCAUCAGCGACGUGUGGGGCUUGUGUUAUGGCAUCCCUCAGCCUUAAAUGUAUUACUAACAGCUGGUUCAGAUAAUCAGGUGGUCAUUUGGAAUGUUGGAACUGGUGAAAUUUUAGUACAUAUCGAUUCACAUCCAGACAUUGUGUAUAGUGCCUGUUUUAAUUGGGAUGGCUCAAAAUUAGUAACUACUUGUAAAGAUAAAAAAAUACGUAUAUAUGAUCCACGUAGCGGAGAAAUUGAAAGUGAAGCAUUAUGUCAUGAAGGUUCAAAAGCCACACGUGCCUUGUUUCUGCGUCAUGGACUUAUCUUUACAACAGGUUUUAAUCGUUCCUCCGAAAGACAAUACUCAUUACGUGCACCAGAUGCUCUGAAUGAACCAAUUGUUAUGGUAGAAUUAGACACAUCAAACGGUGUUAUGUUCCCAUUAUAUGACGCUGACACAAACUUAAUAUAUCUCUGUGGUAAAGGUGAUUCAGUUAUACGAUAUUUUGAGAUUACACCAGAGCCACCUUUUGUGCAUUAUAUUAACACAUUUCAAACACCGGAUCCUCAGCGUGGUAUUGGUAUGAUGCCAAAACGUGGCUGUGAUGUCACAACAUGUGAAAUUGAUAAAUUUUACCGCCUCAAUAAUAACGGCCUUUGCCAAGUUAUAUCAAUGACAGUACCGCGCAAAUCUGAUCUUUUCCAGGAAGAUUUAUAUCCAGACACACUUGCUGAAGAUGCUGCACAAACUGCGGAAGAUUGGAUAGCUGGAAAGGACGCCGAUCCAGUCACAUUUUCCCUAAAAGAUCGUGUUUCUAUUGUACAGGGUGGUUACGUCUCACAAUCCGCCAAUAAAUCACUAUCGGUGACGAAGAAAGCGAAUAUACUGAACAAAUCCACGGCGGGCACAUCAAAAAGUGCCAGCAGUAUGGCAAUUGGAGGAAAUCAUACAGCAAGCAAUAAUAACAAUUCAAGUGGACCUACACAAAUAGGAAUAACGGAUAAGGACCUUCGGGACAUAACGGACGAAAUACGGAAACUUAAAGCAAUUAUUGUGAAACAUGAAAAUCGUAUACGUGCUCUGGAAGCAACGAUACGUUCACAGAAUGAAGCGGACGCUAUCGAUGCGGCCAAAAGUCAGAUCGGCAACAACAGCAGCAGUGACGCUGUCAAAUCCACCCCAGAAAGCAACAACAAAGAAGAUAAUGAAAGUGCCAAUGAUUAUAGCCACACCUCCGCGCCAGAUGAAGUCUGAAUGUAAACUUAAAAGUGAAUUUAGCACUGCGACGCUUUUGAUAAUUUUAAAUAUAUAUAUUUUUUUUUUAAAUUAAUUUAUUAUACAUAUUUGUAUUUGAUAUAGUGAGAAAAAUGAAAAUAUUGUAUUAAAAAAUGAGAAGAACUAAAAUACCUAAAAUCCAUAAUUAAUUUUUGUUUUUUAUUAGAAGUUGAACUCUCUUCUUUAAAGUCUACUUUAUUUUCACACUGAAUCGACAAUAUUUUAAUGAUAUCAACUUCUGUCGAAACGAAACAAUUUUUCUGUAUGUAAAUUCGUCCUACAAUAAAUAAACUACAUUUAUUAACAUAUUAAAUAUUAAAAUUUGUAUAUUUAAUAAGAUAAAAUGAGAAUUAAUUUUUU
Molecule: messenger RNA, 2170 nt
Organism: Teleopsis dalmanni
Lineage: Eukaryota; Metazoa; Arthropoda; Insecta; Diptera; Diopsidae
Gene: coro
Product: coronin-1C-A
Exons: 7
Coding region: 167-1789 (540 amino acids)
Biological process (GO): actin filament organization
Molecular function (GO): actin filament binding
Source: RefSeq, a predicted model, not a curated record